Miscanthus lutarioriparius is the source of this 528-nucleotide messenger RNA. Lineage: Eukaryota; Viridiplantae; Streptophyta; Magnoliopsida; Poales; Poaceae. The record is from the annotation of a GenBank genome assembly.
AUGUCGGUUACUAACAUAACCCGUAGCACGAGAGUUGGUACAGACAGAUAUGGAUGGCAUGAAAAUGACCUAAUAAAGUUAAUUUGCAAAGGUGACAACGAGAUGCCACACAUGUACGUGCAUGUUUUUCUCGGUGCUCACACCAUAGGCCAAGCACGCUGCACCAACUUCAGAGACCAUAUAUACAACGAAACCAAAGACAUCGACGAUGCCUUUGCAAGCACAAGGAAAUCGGACUGUCCUAGCACCUCAGGUACAGGUGACAACAACUUGGCGCCUUUGGACCUUCAGACCCCUACCGUCUUUGAGAACGACUACUACAAGAACCUUGUUAGCAAGAAGGGGCUCCUACACUCUGACCAAGAGCUCUUCAACGGUGGAGCCACCGACGCGCUAGUGCAAUCGUAUGUUAGUAGCCAGAGCGCGUUCUUCGCGGAUUUUGUGACCGGCAUGAUCAAGAUGGGUGACAUUACGCCGUUGACAGGCUCUGCUGGGGAGAUCAGGAAGAACUGCAGAAGGACUAACUAA